CGACGAUUACGCAGUACUAGCAUUAAUAAGUCGGAAGGAAAGCUAGAAUCCCCGCUUACUGCAAGUCAGAGGUCUGCUACAGACACAGUACAAAUUCUGAAGAAAGGCGGUGACAGAAGGUUAGACAUAGUGGUUGAACACAACAACCCGAUAAAUCACGAAGAUGGAAACCCCUUGAAAAAAUCGGUUGAAAAUGGGGGGACAACAACUACUGUCAAAUUUAAGACAGAUUCUGCUGAUACCAAGACAAGUACGAGCAGCGAGGUUAACGAUAACAUUUUAGCUGACUUGAUGCAAGGUCAGUAG
This is a messenger RNA of Sphaeroforma arctica JP610, 306 nucleotides long. RefSeq lists its product as hypothetical. The record is from RefSeq and is a predicted model, not a curated record. NCBI's taxonomy places the organism in Eukaryota, Ichthyosporea, Ichthyophonida. The transcript has a single exon. The annotation marks the transcript as partial.